This is a messenger RNA of Vitis riparia (riverbank grape), 1913 nucleotides long. RefSeq lists its product as uncharacterized. Gene Ontology annotation, cellular component: membrane. The transcript has 5 exons. Bases 347 to 1384 code for a protein of 345 amino acids. NCBI's taxonomy places the organism in Eukaryota, Viridiplantae, Streptophyta, Magnoliopsida, Vitales, Vitaceae. The record is from RefSeq and is a predicted model, not a curated record. Gene Ontology annotation, biological process: Golgi vesicle transport.
GCAGAGGGGCAUGUCCGGUGGCUGUGGUACACCAGUUUUGACCGUCAGUGACGACGCCUCCGAGUUUGAUCGUAUGACCGCUGUGAUCCGCCUACGAAUUACGAUAAUAUUAUAGUUGAGCCGCGACACGCGCUCCAACCUCCACGUGCACCUCCCAAACAGCCCAAAUCUCUCUCCCAAUCAUCCAUCUAUCUGCACUUUCCAUGUUUCCCCAAAUCUUCUCACGCUAUUAAAAGUUCCCAAUGAUCUAGGGUUUUCUUCAAGGAUCCCGAUUUUUUUUUCCCUGCCAAUUUUUUGUUUCGCCUUUUAUUUUUAAUUUUUUCAAUUAAAACAAGGGAUAAUUGAGAUGGGAUCGGAUUUUGAGCGAUGGGAGAAGGAUCCCUUUUUCUCUGCGGCGGAGGAAGUACAGGAAUCUGCAGACAGGAUGGCAUCUACAUAUAGAACAUGGAUCCACUCUUCCAAGGAACCUUCUAAAAUGUGGAACUCUGAGCAACUCCAAAGGGACCUACACACUGCCCUCGGCACUACCAAAUGGCAGUUGGAGGAGUUUGAGCGGGCUGUUGGGUCUACUUAUGAAGAUAGCUCAGCUGACGAUGCAAGAGACAGGCAUUGUCAGUUCAUUGGUGCAAUUGGAAACCAGGUUUCAACAAUAGAAAGUUCUUUACAAGAAUCAGCGGCCUCUGAAGGCAGGUCAUCAAUCCCUUGGGUGCGAUUAGAUGAAGGAGAACGUGAUGAACUUGCAUUAUUUCUGACAGGACCAGCACUAUCACAAGACAAAACCACUGUAAAAAUCAUGGGAAUGGAUAAUGAAACUGUGAACCCAAAAGAGGUGGAUGAAGAAUCAGUGCCUGAAUGUCCCAAAAAUUCAUGUUAUUUAACUGAGUGGGGUUCAUUGGAGUCCAGAGAGGAGAAGUUGACUGGACACAGGAGGACAGCAAGUGCUAAUGCCGACAUUGGUGCCUGGAAGAUUGCAGUUGCUGAUGAUGGUGUUCAACAGAGCUUGUUCAAUGGGCAACCUUAUGUACCACCUCGAAAGGUACCAAGUGUCUCGGGGCUCCUGUGUACCAUGGACUGCUCAUCCAAGCUGAAAUGGCCAAAGAAUGGUUUCAGGAAAUUGAAGGUUAUGGAUCACCAUCAAGAAGGUGAUUCCGCAUUCCUACGGCCUCAGAUUAGUCCGGGCAUCAGUACAUGCUAUGAAAAAGGCAAGAGUUGUCUAGAUGGCUGUGAUGAUUGUUAUGACAAACAACUCUAUGGCUGGUAUGGAGCUAUGCAAAGACAGCUUCAAAGGUCUCAGUAUCAAAUGCAAUAUAGUCGGCCUAUUCAAGUGGCAUUUUGGAUCGCUCUCCUUUGCUUGAUUGUUUUGAUUGCAUUGUAUGCAAUGUAGAAAAGGAGCUGCAUGUUGAGCACGUCGCUCUUGCAAAUAUGGUGUUGCAAGUCCUUUAUGCUGCCAGAGGAUGAAGAUGAGCGUCCUUUUGGUCAUUUUCAUGUGACAUGAUGGGUGAUUGCACCAUAAAUUCCUGGCAACCACUUCUCCCUCGCAUUUCUUUUUCCAUUUUUGACAUAUUUGAUGAAGGGUAAAUUGUGUUGUAUAAUCAGUAUUAGUCAAGGAGAUGGCAAAAGAAAGCCAAACAAGAGUUGUAAGUCAACUAAGAAAGUGCUACCAUUUUGCCACCUGCGGGAUCAUGUAAAUCAUAUGAUUUUUUUUCCUCCUGGGACUGCAUUAUUUUUUUGUAAGUAUAACUCAUGUAGCAUGAACAAGGUCUGAAGUCCUAUCCUUCCCUUUUGUAUUCUCUUUAUAACCAACUAGCACUUGUGGAUAGGAAGAAGUAUUAAUAGACAAGCAGCAAGCAGAAAGUUGGCGUUAGAUCAUGUUUUUUCAAUAUAUGGAAAUCUGUAAUUUAUUGCUUUGAAUA